UCUAAGCUGCCGCUUCCAGGCUGCGAUCUCUGUCUCCCUGUCCCAAGGACCUCGCUCUCCUGAGUCCGCUAUCCGGCCCGUCCGAGUGGCCCCUGAGCACUCUCUCGGCAUGAACUGCAUAUCAGACUUCUUCACCUAUGAGACUACCAAGUCGGUAGUUGUGAAGAGCUGGACCAUCGGGAUCAUCAACCGAGUCGUUCAGCUUCUGAUCAUCUCCUACUUUGUGGGGUGGGUUUUCUUGCACGAGAAGGCAUACCAGGUGCGGGAUUCGGCCAUUGAGUCCUCGGUGGUAACCAAGGUGAAAGGCUUCGGACUCUAUGCCAACAGGGUCAUGGAUGUGUCUGAUUAUGUGACCCCACCCCAGGGCACCUCUGUCUUUGUCAUCAUCACCAAGAUGAUCGUUACCGAAAACCAGAUGCAAGGAUUCUGCCCAGAGAGUGAGGAGAAGUACCGCUGCGUGUCAGACAGCCAGUGCGGGCCGGAGCGCUUCCCUGGUGGGGGGAUCCUUACUGGCCGCUGCGUGAACUACAGCUCUGCGCUCCGGACCUGUGAGAUCCAGGGCUGGUGCCCCGCCGAGGUGGACACGGUGGAAAUGCCCAUCAUGAUGGAAGCCGAAAACUUCACCAUUUUCAUCAAGAACAGCAUCCGUUUCCCCCUCUUCAAUUUUGAGAAGGGCAACCUCCUUCCCAACCUGACAGCCAGGGACAUGAAGACUUGCCGCUUCCACCCUGACAAGGCCCCCUUCUGCCCCAUCUUGCGGGUGGGGGACGUGGUCAAAUUUGCGGGGCAGGAUUUUGCCAAACUGGCCCGCACGGGCGGAGUUCUGGGCAUCAAGAUCGGCUGGGUGUGCGACCUGGACAAGGCCUGGGACCAGUGCAUCCCCAGAUACUCCUUCACGCGGCUCGACAGCGUUUCUGAGAAGAGCAGCGUCUCCCCAGGCUACAACUUCAGGUUCGCCAAGUACUACAAAAUGGAGAACGGCAGUGAGUACCGCACACUCCUGAAGGCUUUUGGCAUCCGCUUCGAUGUGCUGGUGUAUGGAAAUGCUGGCAAGUUCAACAUCAUCCCCACCAUCAUCAGCUCCGUGGCGGCCUUUACUUCCGUGGGAGUGGGGACCGUGCUCUGUGACAUCAUCCUGCUCAACUUCCUCAAGGGGGCCGACCAGUACAAAGCCAAGAAGUUUGAGGAGGUGAAUGAGACCACGCUGAAAGUCGCCACCUUGACCAACCCAGCGUACCCCAGCGACCAGACCACGGAGGAAAAGCAGUCCACAGAUUCGGGCGCAUACUCCAUAGGCCACUAGGGCCUCUUCCCAGG
This is a messenger RNA of Lemur catta (Ring-tailed lemur), 1317 nucleotides long. It is a transcript of the gene P2RX3, whose product is annotated as purinergic receptor P2X 3. Gene Ontology annotation, cellular component: nuclear inner membrane; plasma membrane. NCBI's taxonomy places the organism in Eukaryota, Metazoa, Chordata, Mammalia, Primates, Lemuridae. Gene Ontology annotation, molecular function: ATP binding; purinergic nucleotide receptor activity; extracellularly ATP-gated monoatomic cation channel activity. Gene Ontology annotation, biological process: response to ATP; monoatomic cation transmembrane transport. Bases 110 to 1303 code for a protein of 397 amino acids. The transcript is spliced from 12 exons. The record is from RefSeq and is a predicted model, not a curated record.